AUGAGUAGUUGGUCACCAUGCUUACAAAAAGGAUGGGAAUUACGACUUUGGUUUGGAGAUAUUACUGAGUCAGGAUAUUCAAAUAUUUACUUAGACAAUAUAAAAGAGCCCUUUGAACUAGAAGUUCUUUCUGAGAAAGGGUGUGUUAAUAAUGAAAAGAAUCAUAUCCAAGUUCGAGCAAAUGAAAAAACAGAUUUUAAUCUUGAGAUUAAACUAUUAACAACAAAAGGAAAAAUCCUUAUUGGGAAAGUUGUGUUUAUUACUGAAGAGUUUGUUGAAUAUGGACAUUUAUUUAGACCAGUUAUAUGUGAAGGAAAAAAGGUUGGAAAAUUAGAAGUUGGAUAUAUUUUGUUUAAUGCCUUUAAAAGUGAGGUUGACGAACCUAUUCACAUAGACCUAAAGAAUAAGAUUAUUAGCCAUAGGGGAUUCGGUGCUACAAACAGAAAUAUUAUAAAAAAUUCUGUUGUUAUUGAAAAUACUCUAAACGCAUUUUUUACUUCUUCUAGACAUCACACUGAUUUUAUUGAAUUUGAUGUUCAAUUAACUUUGGAUAAGAUUCCUAUAAUUCAUCACGACUUUUGGCUUCAAUUAAAAACUACAGAUUUUCUUGGACAUCCCCAGGUGAUUAGAGUUCCAGUCAACAAACUAACGUAUGAACAAAUUAGAAAAUUACAACCAAUUGUACUUGACCAUAACUAUUAUGAAGAAUACUUAAAAAGUCAUAAAAUUUCUCUCCAUACAUCAACGACACACCCAACUUCAGUUGAUGACUCUGCCUUUGUUGAUCGUUUAAAAAAACAAGAUGAAUUGGAAUUAGCUAUUGCUCAAUUACUCAAAGUUGAUCCAAAUUCUUCUAUUUAUGAAUUUAAAGAAUUUGAUGAAGAGGGAAUGAUUAAAUCAAAGAAAAGUACUAAAAAAGUAUCAGAAUUUCAGUCUAAUUUCCCAACACUAGCUGAAUUACUUCAAAUGGUUCCUGAAGAAGUAGGAUUUGAUAUUGAAAUUAAAUACUGGAACUGUCCAGAAGAAGGAAGAAUCCUUGGUUAUAUGGAACGAAAUGAAUAUUUAAAUCGAAUUCUUCAAGACAUUUUUGCAUAUGGGAAGAAUAGAAAAAUAUUUUUCUCUUCAUUUGAUCCUGAUACUAUUGCCUUGUUAAAUAAAAAACAGAUGAAAUAUCCUAUUGCUUUCUUAACUGAAGGAAAGUUUGAUAAUCGAAUUGUUGAUACAAGAAGACACUCAUUACUCAAUGGAAUUAAUUUUGCGCUCAGACACCAAAUUAUGGGAAUAGUUUGUAAUGCAAAAGCUAUACUUGAAGAACCAAAACUUGUAGAACUUGCACAUGAAAAGGGACUCAUUGUCAUUACUUAUGGAGAUGAAAAUGAUGAUUUAGAAAUUGCAAAGAAACAAUACUCAAUUGGAGUUGAUUCUUUGUGCACUAAUAGAGUUGUUGAUAUUGGACUCCAAAUCACCAAAACUAAGUUAAAUUAA
Entamoeba dispar SAW760 is the source of this 1485-nucleotide messenger RNA. RefSeq lists its product as uncharacterized. The record is from RefSeq and is a predicted model, not a curated record. The transcript has a single exon. The coding region runs from base 1 to 1485 and encodes 494 amino acids. Lineage: Eukaryota; Evosea; Mastigamoebida; Endamoebidae. Gene Ontology annotation, molecular function: phosphoric diester hydrolase activity. Gene Ontology annotation, biological process: glycerophospholipid catabolic process.